Molecule: messenger RNA, 1710 nt
Organism: Balaenoptera ricei (Rice's whale)
Lineage: Eukaryota; Metazoa; Chordata; Mammalia; Artiodactyla; Balaenopteridae
Gene: NAPA
Product: NSF attachment protein alpha
Exons: 11
Coding region: 131-1039 (302 amino acids)
Biological process (GO): SNARE complex disassembly; intracellular protein transport; synaptic transmission, glutamatergic
Cellular component (GO): synaptobrevin 2-SNAP-25-syntaxin-1a complex; terminal bouton; vacuolar membrane
Molecular function (GO): soluble NSF attachment protein activity; syntaxin binding
Source: RefSeq, a predicted model, not a curated record
GUGCGAAUCACGUGGUUCUGGGCCGCAGGAGGCGCGCGCCGUUGCGACGUCAACGCAGACCACUAAGCUCUCCUGAGCUGUGUACCGCGGCCCGGCCGCAGCUGAGUCCUCCGAGGGCCCGGGAGGUUUGAUGAGUACCUUUGCGGCCGCCAUGGACAACUCCGGGAAGGAAGCGGAGGCGAUGGCGCUGCUGGCCGAGGCGGAGCGCAAAGUGAAGAACUCACAGUCCUUCUUCUCGGGCCUCUUUGGAGGCUCAUCCAAAAUAGAGGAAGCAUGUGAAAUCUACGCCAGAGCAGCAAACAUGUUCAAGAUGGCCAAAAACUGGAGUGCCGCCGGAAGCGCCUUCUGCCAGGCAGCUCAGCUGCACCUGCAGCUCCAGAGCAAGCACGACGCGGCCGCCUGCUUCGUGGACGCUGGCAACGCGUUCAAGAAAGCCGACCCCCAAGAGGCCAUUAACUGCUUGAUGAGAGCAAUUGAGAUAUACACAGACAUGGGCCGGUUCACCAUCGCGGCCAAGCACCACAUCUCCAUCGCUGAGAUCUACGAGACGGAGCUGGUGGACAUCGAGAAGGCCAUCGCCCACUACGAGCAGUCUGCAGACUACUACAAAGGCGAGGAGUCCAACAGCUCUGCCAACAAGUGUCUGCUGAAGGUGGCCGGUUACGCGGCGCAGCUGGAGCAGUAUCAGAAGGCCGUUGACAUCUACGAGCAGGUGGGGACCAACGCCAUGGACAGCCCGCUGCUCAAGUACAGCGCCAAGGACUACUUCUUCAAGGCGGCUCUCUGCCACUUCUGCAUCGACAUGCUCAAUGCCAAGCUCGCUGUCCAGAAGUAUGAGGAGCUAUUCCCUGCAUUCUCCGACUCCCGGGAGUGCAAGCUGAUGAAAAAACUGUUAGAAGCCCACGAGGAACAGAACGUGGACAGCUACACCGAGGCGGUGAAGGAGUACGACGCCAUCUCCCGGCUGGACCAGUGGCUCACCACCAUGCUGCUGCGCAUCAAGAAGACGAUCCAGGGCGACGAGGAGGACCUGCGCUAGGCCCGCCUGGCCCCCUGGCGCCCGUCUCCCUGCCCCGUCCGCUCUCCCCCAGCCUGGCCCUCCAGUGAGGAUCGAGAGGGUGGCGAGGAGCCCAGAGAGAGGUGGGGCCCGAGACGUUGGCUGCGAGACCUUCCCUCCUCCCCACCAAGGAGUCUCGCAAGCCACAGCGCAGGCUCAGCACUGCUUCGGGGGCCCCUGAGGCCAGGCCUGCUGGCCAGACGGUCACCCUCUGUUCUCGCCGCAUCCCUUGCCCCCUGCCCCUUUAUUUAAGCCCCCGGAGGUACCCUUCUCCCCGCCCCGACACGCAGAAUCUUUGAUGCAGACGUAUUUGCUGUGGGUGCUGCCGGGGGUCAGGGUCGGCAUCUGGCCCCCCAUCUCCCAACCAGCUGAGUCGUGAGGUUGGUGUCUGUCUCUCCACCUUUGUCCCCCAGCCGAGCUCUGAGCCCACGUAGCCACCGUGAUUUGCUGUCACCGCUGGGGGUGGGCUCCUUCCCCACCCAGCACGGGAGCCUCCCAGCCUCCUGCAGCCCUCACCUCUCAGGGUAGUCCCAGGCCCUGGAGCUUCGAGGGCCAUCCCCAUGCCCACCCCUCCAUCUCCACCCUGCGCUUCGAGGUGUUGUUGGUGGGAAGCUGCAGCUGCCUGAGGAAGGAAAUAAAAGACAACACUUGUG